This is a messenger RNA of Arctia plantaginis, 999 nucleotides long. Lineage: Eukaryota; Metazoa; Arthropoda; Insecta; Lepidoptera; Erebidae. The record is from the annotation of a GenBank genome assembly.
AUGAGUUUCAGAAAUUAUCAAGAUAAAAUAAACGAAGGAGAUACAGUUAUUCUGUAUAUAAGUAAUAACUUGUAUGCAAUCGACGUACAACGUGAAAUAAAGAAUAAAAAGGGGGAACUAGUUGAUAAUGUUUUUCAAUCUCCUGUUGGUGCAUUAAAAGUCAGAACUCUAAUUGGAGUGGAUUAUGGAAGUCGAGUUGAGCUUUCGAAAGGCUGGGGCCAUGUUUUACAGCCUACUCCAGAGCUAUGGUCAUUGACUUUACCACAUCGGACACAGAUCCUAUAUACCCCUGAUAUCAGUAUGAUCCUAUUGCAACUUGAUUUAGUACCAGGGUCAGUUGUCAUUGAAGCAGGUACUGGGAGUGGUUCACUAACCCAUGCUUUAAUAAGAAGAGUAAGACCUCAUGGCCAUGUCCAUACAUUUGACUUCCAUGAGCACAGAGCAAAACUUGCUCAAGAAGAGUUUGAAGCACACGGGUUAGCUGAUUUUGUCAGUGCUAAGCAUCGUGAUGUGUUAGCUGAUGGUUUUGGUGAAGAAUUAAAAAGCAAAGCUGAUGCAGUUUUCCUUGACCUGCCAAGUCCUUGGAUUGGUGUUCCCCAUGCACUUGCAGCUAUUAAAGAUCAAGGAGGCAGAUUCUGCUCAUUCUCCCCGUGCAUAGAACAAGUACAGAGGACAUGCCUUACGCUUGAAGAGCAUGGCUUCCAAGAAGUAUCUACUAUGGAAGUGUUACAGACGGAAGUCAAGGUGACCAAGAGAACGAUCCCUGUAAGAGAUUUGUCUUUCCUUAAACAAAAGAGUUCCGAGUGUCCAGUUGAAGAGAAACCUAACAGCGAAACGAGCUACGUGGUGGGGACCUGGCCUCAGAGCACUCCCGGACAUACCGGCUAUCUCACUGUAGCGACAUUACCACCUGUUUUUGCUAGGAACAAAGCAAAGAAAUCAAAAAUUGAAACGUCUGAAGAAAUUUCUACAGAAAAUGGCAAUAAGGGCGUGCUUUGA